This is a messenger RNA of Cannabis sativa, 879 nucleotides long. RefSeq lists its product as uncharacterized. The record is from RefSeq and is a predicted model, not a curated record. Lineage: Eukaryota; Viridiplantae; Streptophyta; Magnoliopsida; Rosales; Cannabaceae. The transcript has a single exon. The coding region runs from base 368 to 796 and encodes 142 amino acids.
CAUUUAGUCAAUUUGUUACUCUAAUAAUAAUGGUGUACCAUUAAUCAAUGAAUCCACCUAGGAUAUGAUCUAAGUCACCUACUAGAGUUUUCCACCCAAAAAGAAAAUCACAACAAACUCUCUGUCCCCCGCCAUUAUAUUAUUAAAAAAAUUAUAAUUAGAAAAAAAGUUGGAAAACUCACAUGCUCUUCUUCUUCUUCAUAUUAUAAAAUUCCCCUUCUCAUGUGCCCACUACUUUCUUUACAGACUUUCUAAACCAAAGCUCUCAUCAUCAUCAAUCAUCCAAGACCACCAUAACCAACCGAGCGAUGACCUCCGUCGAUCUCUCUCUCAUCCGACCGCUCACAUACUCUUAUUGUCGCCGAUCAUGCUAGCUUCCGUCUCUGCCGCCGCCACUUCUAUCUCUUCCUGGCUCCACAGUCGUAGGAUCCGCUACCUAUUUCUAUUACUCUGCUCACCGAUCCUUCUUCCUUUCCUUUGCGCCAGUUUCCCCUUCCUCUGUGCCGCCGAACUCUGCCUCCGCAUCUGCAGCCGCCGCCGGAAUCGGAGGAAGAUUGCCGACGAGUUGGAGGAGGAUGAUCGGCUCCGGCGAUGCGAGGAGGGAUGCUGCGGCGGGUAUGGGCCGGGCGAGGGAGAAGGAGUAGGGCUUCUGCAGAGGUAUUUGGAAGAUCAGCUUGUUCUGGUUGGAUCUAUGUACGAUUGUGGUGACGAUGGUGAGAUCGAAGAUGGUUUGGACUCUGAUUUUUACGCACAUCCUGGAGUAGGGGAAGGUUGUACGGUUCCUCUCUUGAACUGAUUUUUUUUGUUGUUUAUUAUUAUUAUUAUUUGUGUCAAUUAACACAAAGUUUUAGUAUACACUGAUUCUGAUUCUGAUUUUCU